GGAUCCUAGGCAUAUCCACGGGGCAAUAGCCACAUCCCAUAAUGAAGCGUUUAUCAGACUAUGAAACCUAAGUCACGUGGAAAUUGCGGGAAAAACGAAACGGCAAUGAUCUCUCCCCGCACAUUUUUUAACGUUCUGGGAUAGAAAAACUUAUUAUACAUCAAUACUACUUGCAUUUUCAUCAAGGACCCAUGAACCUUAUUGAUUAUCUAUGUUUAAUAGAAUACAUGUGAUUGAGUACUAGUUAUGUAUAUGUCAAUUCGAAUUUCCUCCGUCGUCGUCGCGAAGCAAAUGCUGUGAUCAUGCUAACUUAACGGAUUGUCAUUCUGCGAAGUAGUGAGUGUCGAGUGUAAGAUUUAGCUGAACAGAAUCAUUUUAUAUCUUCUGAAAUACCUCUAAUUAUGUUCUAUAUUAAAAUUUAAUUACUAAUUAACUCGGCACGAUGGAUGUGUUUGACUUGAGCAGCCAGGAGGAGUUUUCUCCAAUGAAACCUCUCACGAAACGACCAAGAAAGUGUUUCAACCAAGCCAGUGACACACUUAAUCAAUCCAGUGACAAGCAAUCCAGUGGCACACUUACAGUUGAAACAUCUAGCAGUUGUGAUGUAAAGUCUGACAAGCCUGAAGUUAAUUUAACAGAAAGGGUUGAUGACAUCAAGAGAACAAGUGUCUCAACAGAGGAUGCUAAUUUUGUAACGGAUAAAACAAAUAUUCAGGGUACCAAUGGUGCAGAGGUGAAUUCUGGGGAUAACUGUGACCGGGACUGCAGGAAACCAGUGUAUAUUUAUGAUCAGGAGUUAGUUCGUCGAUGUGAUGCCAUGCCUAAAAUCAUUAACCGCGCUAGCAUGGUUCACAGCUUGAUUGAAGCGUAUGGGUUAAUCAGUCUGAUGCAGGUUGUGCCUCCUCGCAGAGCUUCAGAUGAGGAAAUGAUGGGGUUCCAUGCAAAGGAUUACAUCGACUUUCUAGCACUACUUAGCAGACAGACAGACGAGGAGAAGUUUGAUGAGGAAAGUGAUCAGUAUGGCCUCACUUACGACUGCCCAAUAAAUCACCACGUCUACGCUUAUGCUGCCCUGACGAGUGGUGCAUCACUAAGGGCGGCGGAAUGUCUGCUGGAGGGGCGGAGUAUAGUGGCCAUCAAUUGGUGCGGAGGCUGGCACCAUGCCAAGAGAGACACGGCCUCUGGAUUUUGUUAUGUGAAUGAUAUCGUCCUGUCCAUCCUGAAGCUGAGAGAGAAGUACGACAGAGUAUUAUACGUAGAUCUAGAUGUUCACCAUGGAGACGGUGUAGAAGAUGCUUUCUGUGCUUCAUCCAAGGUGAUGACCGUCUCUGUACACAAACACUCGCCGGGAUUUUUCCCAGGUUCUGGGGGUUUGAACGAUGGAGGAGUCGGGAAAGGACGCGGCCACACUGUCAACAUUCCACUGCAGGACGGCAUGAGGGACAAAGAGUUCGUUCCCUUGGUGUGUAGAGUGCUACGGAAGGUCCAGGAGGUGUUCAGGCCCCAAGCCGUGGUGUGUCAGUGUGGGGCCGAUGGACUGAGUGGUGACCCUAUGGACUCCUUUAACCUCACCCACACUGCUUACAGCUGUUGUGUACAGUUCAUACUGCAGUGGACACUGCCCACCCUGAUACUGGGAGGAGGUGGUUAUCACAGUGCUAACACAGCCCGAUGUUGGACAUAUCUGACGGCGGUCAUAUGUGGACGGAAACCUCCCACGGACAUCCCUGAUCACAAGUUCUUCAUGGCGUAUGGUCCAGACUACGAACUUCCCAUCUCACCCGGAAACCGGAGGAACACGAACAGCAGAGAGAAUCUACAGAGGAUAUACAACUCCAUUAUAGAAAGUCUCAACAAGCUGACGGUGUCAUGACCCAUGUGCUGGAAGUAGUCCCAUGUGAUCUCAGACGGACGACAAACGGCGGUGAUAAACACUGGUGUUUGUUGUUUUCUACAUGUUGUUUGUAUUUUUGGAAAAUGAUAUCAUCCAUGUAAAUUAUGCCUGCUAUAUUGUCAUGAAUUUUUUUUAUGAAUGGUGAUUUGUAUUUUGGAAUCAUAUCAUUUGUACGAUUGUUUUCUAAUGGAAUAGUGAUUUGUAUUUUGAUUGUUUUUCAUCUUUAAUAAUUAAAUGUUUAACAUGAAAGGUUAUAUGUCCAUUUGUUACAAUAAAUGGGGACAAAGAUUGAA
Messenger RNA from Ostrea edulis (European flat oyster), 2187 nucleotides. Its product is annotated as histone deacetylase 8-like. Bases 443 to 1873 code for a protein of 476 amino acids. Lineage: Eukaryota; Metazoa; Mollusca; Bivalvia; Ostreida; Ostreidae. The record is from RefSeq and is a predicted model, not a curated record. Gene Ontology annotation, molecular function: histone deacetylase activity. The transcript is spliced from 11 exons.